CUUCAUUGAAUUUUGUAAACCAAUGGGCCGAAUCCCAAGUGGAAAGGGACUGCAGAAAACGCCACGUCUCCGAAUCCACACACACAGACGCAGAACAUGUUCCUUCUGGUAUCCGGAAAAGGGAGAAUAUAAUUUUAUAUAUCUAUACAUUGACACCAAUUACAGUUGUGGACCCAAUUUCGAUAUUGGAUUCAGAUUUACUCUCGACCUUUCGUCAAUUCUCCUCCCAAGUCGUCAAUUCUCCUCCCAAGUAGUAGCAGAGGGAUUCGGGGCUUUUCGUCUUAGUUCCGGCAAGUUGAUUUACUUGGACUUUGUUGUUCUUCAAUCAUACAGGCACAGGCGACAUCUGCGGUUUUCGAUUGAAAACUGGAAAGUCCUCAAUCACACAAAUUGCCCCUCUUCUCUCAGCAGAGUCUUAAAAUGCCUGUAGCCAUGCUUAAGAUCCCCGAAAAUCAGGUUGCUGGCCACCAAGCUGGUAAUGGGAAGCUUGGGCCUCUUGUGGAUGACUCUGGACGCUUUUACAAGCCUUUACAAGGGGAUGACCGCGGCUCUCAUGAAGUUUCCUUUUACACUUCAUUCUCUCAAGAUAUGACAAUCCCGGACCAAGCGCGCGGAUUCUUCCCUGUAUUUCAUGGCACUGAGCUUGUUGAGGCAUCUGAUGGAUCUGGGUUAAAGCCUCACCUAGUUUUGGAAGAUCUUACAGUUGGUCGAGUUAAUCCUUCUAUAAUGGAUAUCAAGAUUGGUUCCAGGACUUGGCCUCCAGAAUCGCCUGAGGACUAUAUAGCAAAAUGUAUGAAAAAGGAUAGGGCGACGUCAAGCAUCUUCCUCGGGUUCAGGUUUUCAGGUUUGCAGUUUCACAGCAACAAUGAAUUAGGAUUCUGGAAACCCCAAAGGAAGGCAGUUCAAGGCCUUUCUGCUGAGGAAGUUAAACUUGUCCUGAGAAACUUUGUGUCAUCUAACACUUCGACUGGGUUGGAAUCAAAGCCCGACUGCGCUUUUGCAUCCGUGGUUCUUGGUGGUUCCACGGGGAUUUUGUCGCAACUUCUCGAGCUGAAAGAGUGGUUUGAGGACCAAACCACUUACCAUUUCUAUUCCUGUUCGAUUCACAUAAUGUAUGAAAAGCAGCUUGCCUUAGAAGGGAAGGAUCCUAGAGCAGAGAUUAAGCUUAUUGAUUUUGCUCAUGUUGUGGAAGGGAAGGGUGUUCUUGACCACAACUUCUUGGGAGGACUGUGCUCCUUGAUAAAAAUUAUAAAACAUGUCCUUAAGGCUUCUGAUGAGUGCCGUACAAAUGGUCUCUUAAAAGAUGCUCAGAAGAACCAGGAUAUUGCUGAAAACUAGCUCUCAACGGGUAAAGGCCUCCAAUGAUUCUGUUCUCCUCAUGAGAAUGAAUUUGAGAACUGCUUUACGUGGUCAAAAUCUGUGCCUAAUUUAGCUGGAUCCGAUGCAUGCUUGCGUUGACUCUUUCCUCUUGGGCUUAUAUGAUGAUGGACUUAUGCAAUUUGUAUUAGAGAUAUCAUUUUCUUUUUUGGGGGCAUAAUGCCAGGUAUUUCCUCUCCUGACCAACAUAAUAAAUUUUAUUUUCGAUAUGAAUCAAAAUUAAAAAUAGUUCUAGUAGUAUAUAUUCCCUUUGUCCCCAAAAAGAGUGUCGUGAUGGGAUUGGGAGGAGUUUUUCUGUGCAUAGAGCCAUUCUUAUGCUGCUGGCAGCCCACUAGCUCAGGUUUCACUAUUAUCAGCCUGUCUUGUGCAAUGCAACUUAAGACUUUAUUUUUCCCCUUGAUUCACACAUAUUAACAUGUACAUGUUUCUAGUCAAUUGCUUGUGCUUUUGAAGCUAGAACAAUGAAAUGUGUUCUCUUUAGCCUUCAUAAUAAUUUUUCUAUAAAUUUAUUGAUUAAUUUUUUUUUUCUUUUCAUAAUUCCAUAAAUAUAAUAAUUGAUUUAAACUUCCUGUUUUCCCUUCAUGCAGGAUAGGUUGGAGAUUCUUGAUCCUCCAUCAGCUUCCUGAAUUUUCCAGAGUUGUGUGACUUGAUCACAUAAAUUGUUACUGCCUCUAACAUGCUUUUUGACUCUACUGUUGGCGCUUAACUGAAAGCCUUAUUUUGUUCUCAAUGUUCCGUAGUAGGUUGUCCUUAAACUAAACUAAUCAUAGAUGAACCCAAAGAAAAAAAAAAACCCUAAUCAUAGAUGAAAUCUGCAAUUAUGUACCAUUUCUUUUUUCAUUUCGGGUCAAAGUUGGCUUCAUUUGUCCGCACUUUUACGCCUAAUUU
Messenger RNA from Oldenlandia corymbosa var. corymbosa, 2265 nucleotides. The record is from the annotation of a GenBank genome assembly. Lineage: Eukaryota; Viridiplantae; Streptophyta; Magnoliopsida; Gentianales; Rubiaceae.